GCCAAAAUGGUGAUGGAAUCUAAAACGACUAGUAAAACCAGCUCCCUAAAAGCCCUACUUUUAAGGGCCUGGCGGGAGCGCUGGACCGAUUUGCAAUGGGGCAUCAACAUCAAAACUGUAUUACCUCGCGGGGUCAGCGGUGACGUUUACAAUUUGGCUGACUGUAUCCUGCAACAGGCUGUAGUAGGAGCGGGAGCCAACCAGCUAGUAUUGAGCUAUUUGAGACACUCACUGAGUGCCCAACUAGUAUCACAUGCUGCAGUUUUGCAACGCUUAAGCAAAUAUAACCAGUUUAAUAAAGUCCAUUGCGUUACGAGUCUUUUGGAGUUUCUAGAAGGCAUGUUACCGGGUGUAACAUGUUUUGGAAAACCUGAAGAAACUGUUUUGGCAACAGCUGUUUUGUCUACAACAGUUUGGCUGUUGAAUAUUUUACAACAAUGCAAAGACAGUCAAGGUUUAAUACAAAAAGCUAGUGAACUGUUAAAAAUACUAUUAAAUGACGACUUCUAUGUUAGCAUGAUUUGUUUGGCCAAAUACAACGACCCAGAGCUGUUCCAAGAAACCCAAAGCAAGUGCACAGAACUUGUAACAACCCUAGAAAAUGAAGAACUAAAAUUAGUUACUAAGCUUGAAAACAUUGACAUACACAUGCUUUGUUUAGCAGUCAACAGUGAAAAAUGGCCAGGUUCUUUAAUACAAUGUUGGCUAGAAGUCAAACUAACUGGCAACCCUGGAGCAGACACUUCAACUUUAGCAGAUCAACUGCAAAUUUUCCAAAGACUAAAAGGCUUCAACGAUGCUAGGCUUUAUGCUGAAUUAAUAAGAGGUAGUUUGUUGGCUUUAUAUAAUGUCAACCAAACUCCUCAUGAAAGCCAAUGGGGUGCGUUCACCUUUUUAAAAGUGCCCCACAUUUUACAAGAACUAUCAAAAUCUGAAAGUUCUAGUAGUGUUGUAAACGCUAUUGAGUUGCUUUUGCAACACAGUCCUUUACUAGAUGCAAUGGAUGCCAAUAGUUCUUGUUCCAGCCUAAAGUGUUUGCUGGAUGAGUUGGCUAAAAUCCGCCUAAUAAGUGACCAACAAGCUAAAAAUUUGCUUGAAAAACGUAAAGUACCUACAACACUGAAACUAGACAAUAGUCCUAGCACUGGAAUACCCAAAGUAAUUAUUUGUGCCGAAUCUACAUUGUCUGGUAUCCUAAAAACAUUGUCAACUGAUUACCAUAAGAUUCAAGAUGCUAUUUUGGGCAUGCUCCAUCAAGUACUUACUGGUAAAAGCUUUGAGCUUAUAUUGGCUGUUGCAUGUAGCUCUGGCCAAUUAAAAGCUUUAGUUAAUCGCCUAAUCAGAUUUAAUGAAUGCUCUAAAUUAGGGCAGGACAAAGCCCGCAUUCAACUCUUUGAUAUAAGCUUUGUGAUGCUAAUAUCAAUAGUGCAAAAUUAUGGAGCCCCAGCUGUUUUAGACAGUGAUGGAGAGUCACUUGUAGACCAAUGGGUUGUAGAUUGUUUAGUUGACAGACAUAAGCCUAAAGCCCCUUUGCAACUUUUAUCAAUGUCAGAUCCUGCAAUUGUAGAAGCACUGAUACAACAAUUCAAUGCAGGUGAUAGUGAUUUUAAACCAAACAUGAAGCUUAAAGAUGUUUUGUUUAAUAUGCCUGGAGUUAUGCAUGAGGUUUUAGUAGCAUGGGAACAAGGGGCUUUAGUUGCGUCAGAUGUUAAAAGAAUCCUAGACGCUGUCAGAGGUAAAAUGUGUUGCUUACCCAUUGCAGCUGCUACAUAUUUAUGUUCAUAUAUGCGCACUGCACCACAAGAGACUCUUCUAAAACCCAUAAAUAUGGUGCAACAAUUGCUAGCAAGCCCAACAACUACUGAAGAAGACAGUUUAAGAGACCGUUGGCAAUUGACAUGUGAAAUAAUCAGAAAAAUGCAACGCGACAUUCAAUUGCCCACUACUAAAAGUAGCCAUCAUUUUGUAUCAAGAUCACCUGCAACUGAAUGGCUUCAUGGUACUUGGACUUGUGGUAUAACAAAAGGCUGGCUAGAUCAUAAUUCUGCAAGAAUUUUGCAUUGUCUCUUAGACACAGCAGGGCCUAGAUGGUUAGUAAAUGCCAUCAUACAAGAACUAUUAAAGUUGAGAUUCAGAGAUCAACUACAAAGAGGUGUAGAUUUGGCCUUAGCAGUAUUUCAUGUAGAUAUUGUAGCCUGCACUACAGAACUAUUGUCACACAUUUUGCCUCAACUUUUAUACGUUGAUGUACAAACAUUAAUGGAACCUCAACUGACUUCAUUGGCUUACUUAACCAGUUACUGCCUUUAUACUGCUUGGGAUUCAGUUGUAGAUGAACGAGAUGAGGAACCGCCAAUGAAAAUGACAAGAUUUGAUAGUGUAGAGCAACAAAUGCCUGAAACUCCUGCAAAACAAUUAGUCUAUGCACUAUUACAACUAUUGUCAAUGUUUGAGAAGAUGCAAGAAGGCGGAAUCACGCCUCAGACUUAUUUCAUCUUCAAUUUAAUUAAGUCUUUGGUUGAAGUCAAAAUACAGUCGGCCAAUGCUAUUUUGGCCUACAUUCCGGCCACUUUGAUUUCGGAUUUGUUAAAGACUUUGCCUGAUUUGUUUAGUUAUCCGAUGUUGUUGCAUUUGCAUGAUGUCAAUACUACUACUGGUAGGAUUAAUAUGGCUAAGGAUUUGUGUAUUUUGAGGAAUUACCAUUUGAGGAACGCACCUGUUAGUGUGGACACUAGUGGGAGUAAGGACUGAAUUUUUCUUUUUUGUAUGUGUAUUUUAUAUGUUAUUUAUUAUACAUGAUAAUAUGAUUUCAUA
Molecule: messenger RNA, 2814 nt
Organism: Ceutorhynchus assimilis (cabbage seed weevil)
Lineage: Eukaryota; Metazoa; Arthropoda; Insecta; Coleoptera; Curculionidae
Source: the annotation of a GenBank genome assembly